Entelurus aequoreus (snake pipefish) is the source of this 1985-nucleotide messenger RNA. RefSeq names its product sphingosine kinase 1-like. Gene Ontology annotation, cellular component: intracellular membrane-bounded organelle; cytoplasm; membrane. Lineage: Eukaryota; Metazoa; Chordata; Actinopteri; Syngnathiformes; Syngnathidae. The coding region runs from base 86 to 1636 and encodes 516 amino acids. The record is from RefSeq and is a predicted model, not a curated record. Gene Ontology annotation, biological process: sphingosine biosynthetic process; cellular response to growth factor stimulus; negative regulation of apoptotic process. The transcript is spliced from 5 exons.
UCCGCGCGGUUCUCGCCUCUCGAAGCGGGCAGCGAUGUGACCGCGAGCCCGCUGCCGUCUCCCGGACCGCCGCGUCCAGGUCAGCAUGGACCCGGGGAGAGAGGGAGGCAUGAACACGCUGUACGGGGAAUUCACGGCCACAGGUAACCGGAAAGUCAGGUGUGCGGUGAGCCUGACGGACACGGAGCUCAUCGUCCAGCGGCUGGGCCGGCAGAGAGUCCUCCUCAGCCUGGGGGACUGCGUGGGCAGCCGGGCUUACCGGGAGGACGACGCCUCGGACCGGGCGGCGUACUUGGACAUCUACUUUUACCCGCUCAAGCGACGCUGGACGAGCUCCGGGCUGUCGCGGCAGAGAGUGGAGCAAUGCUUCCGCGUCUCGGCGCUCCACGACCCGCGAAGCAACCUGGAGGAGGCGCAGAAGUGGGCGCGCAGUGUGCGGGAGCGCAGCGGCCGCCAGCAGCACCUCACAGGCGGUGUGCCGGAGAGCCAGCGGUGUCCCAUGAUGCUGCUGGUCAAUCCACAGAGCGGGAAAGGCCAAGCCCUCACGCUGUACAAGAACCACAUCAAGAGGAUGCUGAAUGAGGCCGGGGUCUCGCACACGCUGGUCAUCACGGAGCGUCAGAACCACGCCCGCCAGCUGGUGAGGGAGACUGACCUGACCCAGUGGGGUGCUCUGGUCAUCAUGUCAGGAGACGGACUUUUGUUUGAGGUGAUCAACGGUCUCCUGGAGAGGUCAGACUGGGAGGAGGCGAUCAGGACACCACUUGGUAUACUUCCUGGCGGCUCAGGCAAUGCUUUGGCCGCAUCUAUACAUCACUACUCAGGGGCCUCGCUGGUGUCCACAGAGGAUCUCCUGCUCAGCUGUGGCUUCAUGCUCUGCAAAGGUCUGGUGUCCUGCAUGGACCUGGUCUCGGUCCACCUCUUCUCCGGCGCUCGCCUCUUCUCCUUCCUGUCGCUGGCGUGGGGCUUCGUGGCGGAUGUGGACAUCGAGAGCGAGAAGUACCGCCACGUGGGAGCGGCUCGCUUCAUGGUGGGCACGCUGGUGAGGCUGGCUUCAUUGCGAGUGUACAAGGGCAAGCUGGCCUACCUGCCCGCCACGGCGCGCUGCCAGCAGGCUACGGGCGUGUUGCACCACAGCGACGCAGACUUUUCCACGCGGAACUCCUUCCACAACUCCUGUCACUCCAACAACUCCCUGCAAGCCAAGAAAAGUGUGUCCAACAAAGCUCCCACGGGCUUGUGUGACUCUUUGCUGCCCCCGCUGGACGAGCCCCCCCCUGCACACUGGGUGGUGGUACCCCAAGAAGACUUUGUCCUGGUGCUGGCCAUGUACCAGUCCCACCUGGCCGAGGACCUGCUGGCGGCGCCGGACGCCACUCUGGGCGACGGCGUCAUCCACCUUUUCUACGUGAAGGCGGGGAUAUCGCGCGCGGCGCUCCUCAAGCUCUUCCUGGCCAUGGAGAAGGGCGCGCACGUGGCCUCCAGCUGUGCACAUCUGGUGCACGCCAAGGUGCGGGCGCUCAGGUUGGAGCCCUCGUCUCCUCAGGGCAUCAUCACGGUGGAUGGCGAGGUGGUGGAGUACGGAGCCCUGCAAGCCGAGGUGCAUCCCGGCCUUGCUAGGAUCAUCUGUGGAUGAACACACACACACACACACACACACACACACACACACACACACACACACACACACACACACACGGUACACAAGCAAAGAUGUCAAACUACUGCUCAUGUUUACAAGGAAGCAACAUGAAGUUUAGAUGUGGAGCAGAAGUAAUGGACUUGUGUAGCAGCCAUGAAGUAAACAUCAUUUAGCCAAGUGGUGACAGAUGAUGGAUGAUUGACAUGCAGCCAGCACCAACUUCCUUUAAGCCCUGGGAAGUAAACCAGCGACGUGUUGUGGGCGUGGCUUACUCAUUGCUGCAUGGCUUCAUUUUGUCACAUGUUGCAUACCUCCGCCUUUUUUAAGCAGUCAUGAAAUAAAA